This is a messenger RNA of Fusarium graminearum PH-1, 888 nucleotides long. RefSeq lists its product as uncharacterized. The record is from RefSeq and is a predicted model, not a curated record. The coding region runs from base 1 to 888 and encodes 295 amino acids. The transcript is spliced from 2 exons. Lineage: Eukaryota; Fungi; Ascomycota; Sordariomycetes; Hypocreales; Nectriaceae.
AUGCUCAAAACGAGCCAGGAGGUGACUCCCUCUUACCGACUCGGCUCAAGUGAGCUCGGAUGCAAAAUACUGAUUUGUGAGAUAAAUGAUAAUGUCGGGGGAAGACGAGAUCAAGAUCAAGCAAGAUCGAAGAAUAAAGAGGAAAUAGCGGCAAGACAAAAGUACGGGGGGCAUCGGCACUGUCACUUGGCCGCCAUGACAAUUUUAGUGGCCAACCAGAUUUGGGCAGAAAAGACCAUCGUUUGUGCUUCAACUGUUAGACUGUUUGAAGCAAAUAAAGAAAGACGAGGGCACACGUGCUCGCUUUGCAACUCCCUCUUCACAAGACUCGGCAACCCAACUCAGCAUAUACGCAGCUGCCAGCUCUGCCGGCAAGGAUGCGGUCUGGCCUUUAUUCAAACCUCGACAAACAUUAAUCAUCAUGAGCUGAAUUGUUUCAUGGCAAGACCAAGACCGGUGACGCUGCAUCCUAUGCCAACACCAUUGCCGACCUCCUUACAUCCAUAUACAGCUACCUUUCUACCUACGCCAGGGUCGUUAUUAAUCGAUUUGACGUCUUUAGAGAGCGCCAUCUAUGACGCCACCGAUACCGAGAGCGGGACAAUAUUGCCCGACUUGAACGAUAACUUCAAGAUAUGGCUCAAGUGGCUGGAACAAGCCGACCCAGUCGCCAAAUACCGCACCCGCGUCGCACAAGCCCCAGAUCAAGGGGAAAGCAUGUAUGAUAACCUAGGUCUCAGCCUAAACCACAUGAACAGUCGCGCUCAGCACGACUCAGCCGCAAUGAGGCGAUACCUCGACAAGGUCUCAGCAGGGAAUUUUAUACUGUCAGUCAGGAAACACACUUGUCGUUUGCGAUAUAGUGGAGGCAAGAUCUAUCUUCGAUAA